AUGGCGCUCAACGCGUCUUCGCACAACUCGACCGGCGAGAAGACGGCGCCCAACACUGCGCCACCACCCGAGCUCGGCGCAGACGUCAAGAAGGACAUCCUGGGUGCUGCUGAACACGACGCUACCGGCCAACAUGCCCCCGGCCGUGAGAACGAAAAGGGCGUAGAGAAGAAGGAGAAGUCGGCCAAGGAGCUGGAGAAGGAGCGCAAGAAGGCUGAGAAGGAUGCAAAAUUCAAGGCAAAGAAGGCAGCCGCCGCCGGUGCCGCCAAAGACAGCGCCGCCGCUCCAGCCAAGGAAAAGAAGAAGAAGGGCAAGGAGGAGGAACAACUACCCGCCUACGUCGAGGAAACCCCAAAGGGCGAGAAGAAGAGGCUGAAGCCUCUGGACGACCCAUACACAAAGGCAUACAUUCCCAAGGUCGUCGAGUCGGCGUGGGACGCAUGGUGGGACUCUCAGGGCUUCUUCAAGCCCCAGUUCACCGAGAACGGAGAGAACAAGGGCCCGGGCCACUUUGUUAUUCCCAUCCCGCCGCCCAACGUUACUGGAAAGCUACACUGUGGACAUGCUCUCGCUACGAGUUUACAGGAUGUUCUCAUCAGGUGGCAUAGGAUGAGAGGCUACACUACUCUGUACCUGCCUGGUUGCGACCACGCAGGUAUCGCUACACAGUCCGUUGUAGAGAAGAUGCUCAAGCGACGGGAAAACAAGACGCGAUACGACCUUGGUCGUCAAAAGUUCCUUGAGCGGACCAUGGAAUGGAAAGAAGAAUACCAUCAGCACCUCACAAACACGCUGCGGAGAAUGGGUGGUUCGUUCGAUUGGUCGCGCGAGGCUUUUACCAUGGACGAGAACUGCUCCAAGGCUGUUACCGAGACCUUCGUCCGUCUGCAUGAGGAUGGUCUGAUUUACCGUAGUAACAGGUUGGUCAACUGGUGCACGGCUCUCAACACGGCGCUUAGUACACUUGAGGUCGACAACAAAGAUCUAGCGGGUCCUACCAAGUUGUCCGUGCCUGGGUAUGAGAGAAUGGUAGAGUUUGGUGUCCUCACACACUUCAAGUACGCUAUCGAAGGCACCGACCAGUUCAUCGAGAUUGCUACCACCCGUCCCGAAACCAUGUUGGGUGACUCUGGUAUCGCUGUCCACCCCAAGGAUGACCGUUACAAGGACCUCGUCGGCAAGAAGGCUCGCCAUCCCUUCACCGACCGCCUCAUGCCCAUUGUCGCCGACGAAUAUGUUGACCCCGAGUUUGGUACUGGUGCUGUGAAACUCACACCAGCGCACGACCCCAACGAUUUCAACCUCGGAAAGAAGCAUGGUCUCGAGUUCAUCAACAUCCUGAACGACAACGGAACCAUGAACAAGAACGCUGGUCAGUUCGAAGGAAGCAAGCGUUUUGAUGUCCGCUACACUGUCGUCGAUGCGCUGAAGAAGGAGGGACUCUUCGUCAAGACGGAACCCAACCCCAUGAAGGUCCCGAUCUGCUCAAGGUCUGGAGAUGUCAUCGAGCCCAUCAUGAAGCCGCAAUGGUGGAUGAAGAUGGACAGUCUCGCCAAGCCCGCUAUCGAGGCUGUCGAGAAGGGCGAUAUCAAGAUCAGGCCCGCAACCUCGGAAAAGGUCUACAUGCAUUGGAUGAACAACAUCCAAGACUGGUGCUUGUCACGACAGCUCUGGUGGGGUCACCAAAUCCCCGCUUAUUUCGUUGAUAUCGAAGGCGAGGCAGGUGAUCGAAAUGAAGACGAACGCUGGAUCACUGGCCGGACAGAAGAGGAGGCACGAGCCAAGGCAGAGAAGAAGUUCCCCGGCAAGAAGUUUACGCUAUCGCGGGACGAGGAUGUCCUCGAUACAUGGUUCUCCUCGGGUCUGUGGCCGUUCUCCACCCUGGGCUGGCCCAACCAGACUGCCGACUUGGACAAGCUCUUCCCCACAUCUGUCCUAGAGACUGGGUGGGAUAUUCUCUUCUUCUGGGUUGCCAGGAUGAUCAUCCUGUCGCUCUACCUCACCGGCAAAGUUCCGUUCAAGGAGGUAUACUGCCAUUCGCUCAUCCGUGACUCUGAGGGCAGGAAGAUGUCCAAGUCGCUGGGUAACGUUGUAGACCCUGUCGACAUCAUGGAUGGUAUCACACUGCAAAAGCUGCACGACCAGCUUCGUGCGGGCAACCUUGACCCCAAGGAGUUGACCAAGGCGGAGAAGUAUCAAAAGAGUGCCUUCCCCCAGGGUAUUCCUGAGUGCGGCGCUGAUGCGUUGCGCAUGGCUCUUGUUGGAUACACCACCGGAGGAGGAGAUAUUUCUUUUGAUGUCAACGUUAUCCACGGAUACCGAAGGUUCUGCAACAAGAUCUACCAGGCCACGAAGUACGUCAUUGGACGUCUGGGAGAAGACUUCACCCCACGGGAGAAGGUCACAAAGGGAGGCUCAGAGUCACUACCUGAGCGAUACAUUUUGCAUCAGCUCAAUGUUGCCGCCAAGAAGAUCAACGAUCACCUGGAGGCACGCGAGUUUAGUCUUGCUACCCAGACUGCCUACAAGUACUUCUACGAGUACCUGUGCGACACGUACAUUGAGAACAGCAAAGCCAUCUUCGACGAAGGUAGCGAAGAGCAGAAGGAAAGCGCGAAACAGACACUCUACACUGCCAUCGAGGGAGGCCUCAACAUGAUUCACCCCUUCAUGCCCUUCCUGACAGAGGAGCUCUGGCAGCGUCUCCCUCGCCGACAAGGCGACAAGACGCCCUCCAUCACUAUUGCACCCUUCCCUCAGUACACACCAGACUUUGAAGACGCGACCGCAAACGCAGAGUACGAGCUCCUUGUCGACAGCGCAAAGGGUCUGCGUUCGCUGACGGCUGAAUACUCCAUCAAAGAAGGCGCAGCCACCUAUAUUCAGUCCCUCACCCAAGCCACCCACGCCACCCUCACAACCCCGACCUCCCUCCCUUCCAUCCGCUCGCUCGCCGGAAAGACUGUGGCCGACAUUACGAUCCUGUCGCCCACGGAUACAGCACCGUCUGGCUGCGCCGUCUACACCAUUGGCACGUCUGCGACGGCGUACCUCGACGUCAAGGGACGCAUUGAGCUCGAUAAAGAGAUUUCCAAGGCGGCAGACCGACUGAACAAGGCUAAUGAGACGAUUGCGCGUCAGAAGAAGAUUAUGGAUGAUGAGUGGGAAGCUAAAGUUAGUGAUGCUGUUAAAGAGCAGGAGAGGGAGAAGUUGAGGACGGCCGAGCUGGAGGCGAGGAAUUGGGAGGCUAGUAUUGGACAGUUUGAGAAGAUGAAGAUUGAGUAA
This is a messenger RNA of Alternaria arborescens, 3285 nucleotides long. Its product is annotated as Valine--tRNA ligase. Gene Ontology annotation, biological process: valyl-tRNA aminoacylation. The record is from RefSeq and is a predicted model, not a curated record. Gene Ontology annotation, molecular function: aminoacyl-tRNA deacylase activity; ATP binding; valine-tRNA ligase activity. Gene Ontology annotation, cellular component: cytosol. The coding region runs from base 1 to 3285 and encodes 1094 amino acids. NCBI's taxonomy places the organism in Eukaryota, Fungi, Ascomycota, Dothideomycetes, Pleosporales, Pleosporaceae. The transcript has 3 exons.